ACUUGGAGAAAUUUUUGUUUCGGCAUCGCAACAAUCGAGCUUCCUUCUUGGACUCUUCAGCGGUUUCCUCAACCGCUGGCUCUGCAGCCGCAGAGCUUCGCCGCCAUGAAUCAAAUUCCGCCCUGCCAGCUUCGGCUGCUUCAGCAGCCCAGCGAUCGUCACCAGCAGACAGGCCAAUAUCUUUCCUUGCCCCAGACCCCGAUGGCUUCGCCUCACCCGCAGCUUAUCGCGCCUGCUCCCGCGCCUGCUCCCGCACCUGAACGUCUUCCUCCUCCGCCUGGCAUGAAGUCUUCUUCCGGCUCCGACAGUGCCACGCUUGCUUGCGCGGGUGACGCCAGGAGCACCGUUACUUCGGUGGAGAAGGCUACUAGCAGGUUUCAUCACCCUGGCUCCAUCAAGACGUAUUCGCGGGCAACGAAGCUUCGUCGCCUGCGUCAUUGCCAUAUCACGACCUCGUAUCAGGCGAAGCACUACGAGCCUCGCUUCCUACGCCGUUUGACACGGGCCGCCUUCACUAGCUACAGGUGCGCGCUGUGUCGCGAUAUCUUCUCACGAGAGGACAUUCUCAAGCGUCACUUCCAGAAGUGCUCCAUUCGCCGAGGUUACCCGACUGGUGUUAGUCACUUGUCUUACCCUCAGGCUCCUAUCAAGGAAGGCGCUGCUGCGCCGAAGGUGGCUCUUGGUCAAAAGGCCAUCCAGCAAUGGCUCUACAGUCUGGAUGGUGUCUACGAAUGACACGGCAGAGUAGUUCGGACGAUGCCUGUCUCGUACGGGACGAACAGCCUUGCAGAAAACGAUCAGAGCCAGUCGUCGUGCGUCAUCAGCUUGAUUAGGCUUGGAAACGACGGUUAACAAGAUACAUGGUGUUUGAGAGGAUCUCUCAUGGAUACUUCAGGCAGUAGUAACGACUUCGGUCGAGCAUGAAACGUCAGCGCUCCUAGAUCCGCAAUGCCCCAUGUAAGUCAGCAGGGAGAGCCUCUUCUGGCGGCGGCGGUGGUGGAGGAUCAAGCACAAGUUCUGCUUAAUUGAAUGUCGACACAAGAAGCGAAAGCGUCGAGCUCUGAACUCCGGCGAAUCGCUCCGAGACCAUUCAAACGUUUUGGCGCCUUAUUUUACUCGUCUUCGAUCUCUUUGCAAGGCUCCCAGGAAAGACUUGUGGUAG
Molecule: messenger RNA, 1162 nt
Organism: Colletotrichum godetiae
Lineage: Eukaryota; Fungi; Ascomycota; Sordariomycetes; Glomerellales; Glomerellaceae
Exons: 3
Coding region: 106-735 (209 amino acids)
Source: RefSeq, a predicted model, not a curated record